Molecule: messenger RNA, 8725 nt
Organism: Nezara viridula (southern green stink bug)
Lineage: Eukaryota; Metazoa; Arthropoda; Insecta; Hemiptera; Pentatomidae
Source: the annotation of a GenBank genome assembly
UUCUAGUAAAAUUGUUUAUUUUUAGAAAUAAAAGUUUACCUAAUCUGUUCAACAAAAAGUAUAGGUAACUCAUCUAGUAAAGUAGCUUCUAAAUAACAGUGGUUGUAUAAAAGAAAAUUUAACAAAUGUUUUUAUUGUAAAAAUAUUCGUAAUAAAUCCUUACAUUUGCAAGAUUGUAAUUUCCAGUUUAAAAAUAACUAUUAAAUUUGAUAUAUAUAAUUCUAACUGAAAAUCAUCUUGUGUCUGAUGGGUGACAUAUUGUUUUCCUCUUCUGUUGGGCGGGCACUGAAGAAAAUGCAGUGUGGAUCAAUUCUUGGUAAACAGAAAAAUACACAAUUGAAUUGUUAAUAUCUAUUACAUUGUACUGUUAUAAUCACCUUAAAUUAUAUUUUUAAAAAAGGGUAUUUACAUAUAUAAAUACAUAAUUCGUGAAAUAAUAAAGCUUAAUAUUAAUUUCGAUGUGGUGUAUAUCGAUACGUAAUACACAUCGAUAUCUUAAGUCAAAGACGUACCAAACGAGCGACACUAUUGCCAUCUUUUGUCAUCAUGUUUGAACUACAUCACUGUGAUUAUAACACAUCUUUGACCCUCAUAUUUCUAAAAUAAAAAAAAAAUGCGAACAAAUGGAAGAUAGAAGUAAUUUGAUAAAGAGUUAAAUUUUUUAUUUAUGAAAAACUAAAUACCCUGUGUUUCUGACACAAUUUCAUUCCUUGAUUUAAAAUUAUCAGUUAUGUAACUUUCUAGGCUUAAUUGCUUUUUAUAUGAUGAAAGUAUAUAAUUAUACUAAAUAAGAUUUACAAAGCACUGCUAAAUAUUAUGCUAUUUUUCUAGGAUAGUAUAAAUAUGGGUUACUAAAUGUUUUCUUAAUUAACAUCUUAUAUUUUUCCAAAUUAAUUGAAUUUUGUUAUCCUACAAAAUAUGAUAAAAUAGUAUUAGCCAAUAUAUCAACUCAAAAUAUUCUAGUGUUAUUGAAGUUACAAUAUUUUUCAUAUAAUUAAUUAUUAUUAUUAAAUAAACUUUAGUCAAGAAAUCUCAUCGUACAAUCUGUUGGCUUUUACAUAUAUAUAUUCAUAAAAAUUAUUAUGAAAACACUUUCAUUUUAUCAGUUGCUCAGUUGAAGGUAGCCUAACCUAAGAGUGGUAAUAUUAUAAUUAUUGCAAGAAUUAAUAACAAAUAUGAUUAAAUAGACCUGUCUUACAUUAACAACUAGCUACAAAAAAUACCAUUAAUCUGUAAUAACUAAUAAAAGCCUUUCAAAUGAAAAAACAAACAAAAAAAUUUCCUCUCAUUAAAUUCAAAAACAAAUUGAGAGCUUUAUAUUUUCAUGUUCCAGAUAACAAGUUCUUGGAGUGGGGGACACAUCAAGGUUACUACUAACUGUAGAUAUUAAUUCUCAGUGACAGAGAACUAGGAAAUGGGUUAUGUAGCUUGUUUAUUUUCUUUCAUUUUAAAAGAAAUGAUUUAUUCUAAUUAGAAUAGAAAGUAAUGAUGUAUUCAUUGUUUCUGAUAUGUUGUUUUGUGACUGUUGGAAGUGCAACAUCGAUCAGUGAACUUCUCUUUCCAACUCAUAAUAAAUGUGGUUGUUUUUAUUAUGAGCAAUGCCCCAAACUUCAUGUACCUAACUGUACUAUUGAAGAUGAAAAUUAUGAGGAUCUUUAUCUACAAAAUUCUGCAUCUUCAAACUCUCCUGAGAUAUGCAACAAGUGGUUUCUGGAAGGUUUUAAUAAACAGUUAAUCUCAGAAAAUGGGACUCUCAAGAUAUCAAUUUCGUUCUCUUCUGCCUUAUUCCAGAAAAUUCCUCUUAGUGUUCAUCUCUUUUAUCAAAAUCAGUGCUUGGAUAUUAACAAUAAUAGUUCAUUUCAACUUUUAGCCAUGAAACACUCCACCAAGUAUAUUGCCGUAUCAGAGAGUUCUACUGAUUCCUGUAAUAAGGCUAUCGAAUUAUCAUUCCCGUAUAUUUUUUCUGGUUGCUAUCAGCUAUAUAUAAACUAUGGGAUUAAAUCAGAUAUCAUUGGGGGCUGCAUGUCAAGACCAUUUCUUAUAACUUCACCAUACAAGAAAAAAACUUUACACGAUGUACAGGUGAACCACAGCUCUUCGUAUAUUGGUCAAAGACAGGAAUUAGUUUUUACAUCUGUUUUUGGAAAUUUUUCUCAUGGAUUUAAACCAUUCUCGACAGCAGUAACAUUAAAAAAAGAUGUUGAUUUAUCAUUAGACGAUUGCGCUGGAAGUGGUAAUAGAGCUGAAAAAUAUUUUUUGGUGCAGAAUGGAGAUUGCUGCCAUGGUCUUGAACAUCCAAGAAACGAUGAACAACAUAAUAUGACAUAUUGCCCAUGCAAAUGGGAAAAUGAUAUGACAUUAGACUGCACAUUCCGUGAUAUAAAAAAUGGAAAUUAUUGUGUUAUUCUUCAAUUUUAUGACCCACGUUGUGACAAGACAUCGCUUUGGACCAACUCAAAAGUCGAUUGUGCCUGGUCAUUUAAUAUAGAAGCUAAAGGACAAAUCACACCCACUGAAACUGAACCUUACAAAGUUAAUAAUGUAUAUCCCAUGAUUAUUCUUUAUUGUCUAUUUGUUGUUCUGGUCACUGCUGCAAUUAUAUUAACAUUUUACUACUUUAAAAAAGAAAAAAAAAAGAAGCACACUUUUGCCAUUGAAAACAUCUCAACAGAAAAGUCUCUUUUUAUUAGCGAGGAAGAGGAAAUUCUUCUUCUAUAUCCUCGGGACUGCGAAAGAUUCAUGACAGCUAUGACGUUAUUCAGAAUGAUAUUGAAGGAAUCUUGUGCAUGUAAAGUUCACGACGCUUGGGAUGAUGAAAUUUUUGACAAAGUCGCAGAGUCAAUUGAGACUUGGUCUUUGCCAUUAAUUCAAAAUAAGAACACCAAAGUCAUCGUCAUUCUUACUGAGUGCUCGAAGAUUAUUGAAGAAUCUUACAUCGGGGACAAUAACUUCGCCUCGUACAGAGAUCCAAAAGCAUUAGAUAAAGUUUUCGCACAGUCAAUCAAGGCUUUGAAUGAGUACUUCGCUACAAGAUUUGAUAGCUACAGGAGGGUGUUUGUUGUGAGGUUAGAUGAAACACCCGUUAUUGAUUUCAGUUUCAAUUUCAACCGUGCCACUGUUUAUAUAUUACCUCAUGGAUUGCAGACCUUAGUGAAUGAUUUACAAAAUGGAAAUUCCACAUCAAUAAAUAAAGAAAGUCAUUUACGAUUGAAGGGAGCCAUUCAUGAAUACCAGGUUUACAAGCAACAGCACAUAAAUUAUUUAAAUGACAUUCUAAAUAUUAAUAACAAUUGUAGAAUAAUAAAAUGUUUGAAAAAUGGAAUAAUUAGAUAAUUUUCAUUAUUUAUUGUUUAAGAUCUUAAGUUUUAGUGAUGAAAAACAACACAAUGAGAUUGUUGAAAUUUCACUUUCUGUCUUCCAAUGAUCUAAUUUUUUUUCUUUUUAUUCAGCAAUGCUGGCUUGAUCUUAUUUUAGUAUUACUGAUCACAAUUUUACUUUUAUUGAGAAGUCAGACUGAUUAUUAGUGAUAUUCGUUUAUUAUUAUAGUAUUAAAUUAGUUUUAGUUUUAAAUAAAAUAAAUUUUAGAUAUGUUGGGACUAAAAAUAUUAAGUUAUAAUUGAUCAAAAAUACAUGGAAUAAAUCUCCAAAAUUUUCAAUAGGAAACUUAUUUAAAUUAUAACAUUUUUUUUUUCAUUUUUAAUGUAGCAUACUUAUGUGCUUUUUGGCAUUUACAAUUAUGAAAAUUUAAAACAAGAUUGUUACACCAAAAUCACAUUUUAAAUUAGUUUGGCCAUAAAAAACGAAAAAUGGCUGUAUUUUCAUAAAUGAGCAUACCAUGUAUGCAUAUUAUAAGCAAAUCUUUAUUAAUUAUGUACAAUUUUGUACAUAUUUAUUUCUUUGAUAGUUAAUUUUAUUUUCUUAUUUAACUUUAAGUGUUUUUAGUUUGUACCUUGGGAGUAUAUUAUGUAUAUAAUUUUUUUCUCACCAAUUUAGCAUUAUUACACAUUUGUUUUUAAGUAUGCUUACUUUACCCAGAGGUAAAGUAAAAAUUACAUGUUUUUAAGAGAAUACAUGUUUAAAUUUUUAUUUUGAGAGAAACAUCUGAUCAAAUUGCUCUCCUGUGAUGUAGUGUUCUAAAUCUUCGAGGUACAGAUGUAUAAUAUAUGUAUAUAUAUAAAAUAAAAACUAUAUUUAUAUUUUUGGCACCUGUGCGUAGUGUGUUAAGUAGAAUUUUGUCUAUUUUUAUGGGUAUCACCAGAAAGUUAAUUUCUCUCUCUUUCUUUGUGAAAAUAUGAUUUUUGCUAUUAACACACAGGUGUCACAGUCAUGUAAGGUGCAACUGUGUUUUGUGCAUUCAAAUAUAUUUUCAGGUUAAUUAGCCAAAUUUAAUGAGAUGGUUCUACUCCUAUUCUAAAUUUUAAAACAAUGAUCUGAUUCUCAACAUUUUAAUUUAUAUAGCAAAUAGAGGAAGCCUCAAAAAUUCUGAAUCAUAUGAUAAGAACAUAUAAUAACAUAAAGUUACAAUAUGAUAUAAAAUAUUCACUCAUCAAUACUGUAACUAGUUUUGGAUUUUCAUAUGAUUUUAGCCGUUGUAAAGGAAAAAUUUUAUAGAUCUACCAAACCAUUGAAAAAGUUUUUUUUGUACUUAAUUGAUGCUUAUUAGGAAUAGAAUCCAUUACUCAUCUUAGUUAAGUACAUUAGGCUAAAAUAUGUUUGUAGUACUUUUCUCAUAAUUGUAUAGGAGGCUAGUUAAGUUGUUUUUUAUUAUUUAUAUUAAUGAUUCACUACAAAGCACUAAAGACAUUUUAUUAUAAUAUUAGAUUUACUCUAAAUAUUUUUAUAUACUUUUUUGUUUUUAAUUAUUCUUUGAAGUGGCUUGGAGUUAAUAUUAGAGGCAGAUAAUUAAAUGGAACAUUAUUCCUAAAAAAUGCCUAAACAUCAGACAAACGGGCUCGUAUACUAUAAUAAAAAAGAUAUAAACAUAAUUUCAUUUUUAAAAAUGAAUGCAUAGCCCUAAUAUUUCAGUACAUAUUAUUUGCUCUGGAGAAUAUACUGAUAUCUAAAAUAAUUUGUAUUUUUGUGUAUAUAUAUUUUUAAAGUAAAUGUUCUUGAGCUAAGAAAUAUUAAAAGAAUGUUGAUUAAUUCUAUCUUUAAUAUCUGGAAGACUAUUAUAAAUUAAAGUUGGAAGGGAAAUAUCUAAUGCUGGAAAUAUUUUCUACGUCAAAAGUACAACAUAGAAUUUCUUAAAAAUUUUCAACUAUCUACUUUUCAAAGAACUAUACUUUUUCCUAUUUUUUUUUUUUUUUUUUUUAAACAAACACUGCUUUAUCAUUAAUAGAAUGAUAUUUUGUAAUGAACGUGUCAGCACUGAUCAUUUGAAGUAAAAGAUAUCUUUAUGAUACCAACCCUGAAUUCUGAAUCUACUGGAGUUUCCAAUCACUUGCAAUUCUUGUAUGUACGGGAUGUUCAAGGUCUUUAAUUGAAUUAGGGGAUUGCAUGACUUCAAUUGUGCUCUCAAAAUUUAUGAGAAGGAACACAUUUUUAGGGAUUUAUGAAUUUUCGAACGGUGCAAUUUUUUCUGUGGUUUUGUUUAGGGGAAAUUCAAACUAGAGAACAAGGGAUAGAACAUGGAAUAUAUUACAAGUGUAUUUGUAAAUUAUUUACAAUGUUUAUUUUGCUUUCACUUGAACCAUUUUUUAAGAAUAGGAGAUCAAUAAAAUUUUUUGCAAGAGAAUAUGUGCUAUCAUUCUUGGGUGGGAAAAAUCACACCUGAAUAGAAUUGUUAAAUAGUUGGCUUUGCCAGUUGGCAAAGUAGUUACUUCAGCACAGUCUUCAGAUCUUCGUACUUUUUCAACAAAAUACUGAACUUCAUGACAACAAUAUGUAUGGAAAAUUUGAAAGAAUAUUUAGGUGUGGAGUUUAAUACCUUGUUAUUAUUAAUAUUAUUUGUUAAAUUCAUAUAAUGAUAAAUUGCAAGAUAUUAACUUAUAGCAGCAGUUUUGGACUAAUUAAAAAGUAAUUAAUUGGUUUAAAAAACUGAGUUAUUUGGGAAUCUGAAGGUUUGGCUUCAGAAAGAUCUGUGAAUAUUGUAAAGUACUUUCGGGCAGAUUGCCAAAAUGUAUAAUUGAAAUUCUAGGACCAUUGACAGAAGAAGUACUUCUUCGAACUAAAUGUUUGUAUUAAUUUGAAAUACAUAUCGCUUAAAAAGUGAUUCCUCAUAAAUAUGAAAAAAAUCAAAACUACACUCUUUAUAUCAUUUUAAAAUAUGCAAAUUGAUUCUUCUUUCUAGAGACAUCUUGUAAUUUCAAAAAAAUAUAUAGAUAAAACUACAAAUGAUAGUUGUCGCAAGAUGUCUCUAGAACGAUGUCUUGAUAUUUUUUAGUGGUAUAAGGAUCAUAGUUUUGGUUUGAUUUUAAGGAUUUAUGAAGUAUCACAGCUAAAGUGAUAUUAGAAUUAGACUACAAACCUUGAGUAUCUAAGAGUUGGCUCUGCGAAUUCCAUCCUCCAUGAAUUUGAUCAAUCAUGAGCUAUCAGCUGCCGUCCAAAUUUUAUCCUAAUUUGUAAACGAAAUAUUUUAUAAACUUAGAGAUUUCUGGUAUACACGAAUAGGUACUUAAAAUUGUGCAAUAUAUUAAUACUAGUGAAACUAUUGUAAUAAAAUUAUGAUUAAGGCAAUAAAAAAAAAAUUAAAAUAAAAAAAUUCUCAUCUUAAGGUUUUUAAGAACAAAAUUGAUGAUAUUAUGGAAAUAACACUUCUUUAACGAGGGAUUACAUAUAUUUUGUUCAAUAAUCUGUAAUUUAUUGACAUUGUUACUCCAAACCAUUUAUUAAAAAAAAAAAAUGUGUUCAAAUUCUAAUGUAUAAAUAUGACAAAAUAGUCUUUUAUGAUGUACCUUUUGUUUUACGCUAUUAUUAAGAAUAUUGGUAUACUGAUAUUAGAAUAAUUAGCUAUGUUUUGUCACAUCGUCUAUGUAAUAUAUUCUUAUGUUUUUACUGUUUUAGUUUAUGCAUUUACUUAACGCACUAUUUGAUGUUGAUCAGAUAAUUUUACCUUUAUUUUUUUUGGUUCAUUUUAUGGGGAAUAGGUGAAAUUAUAUUCUAAAUUCUAUAUUAAUAUGAGCAUGGUAAUUUUAUGGAUUUAGAAUGAAAGUUGUAAUAUGUGCACAUUAUUAAUAUAAUUUUAGUAUAAUAUAUUUUUUUAAAUAUAAAAAUGAAUUGAACAUUGAAAAAGAGUCUGAAUUAAAAGGGACUUAAAUGUAAUAUGUUAAUAUAGGAUGUUCUUUUUUUUUUUUUUAUCUAUAAUGUAUUGUUUACUUGCCAAUAGAUUUAAUUGAUUAUUCUUCAUCUAUAAGAUUCUAAUGCACCAAAAAUUAAAAAAAAAACUUAAAUGUAAGACCAUGAUUUAUUUUUAUUUUUAAUUAAUAACUUUAUUUAACAAACUGUUUUAAAUUUUUGCCAGGUACUUAUUAUAUUUAUAGAUAUUACCCUAUGCAAUGGGGAAGACACGUAGAAUCAGAAACUGCUUUGAACUUUUGUUCACUUAUAUUUAUGUACAAAUUAUGUUUACAUGCUUACAAUACUUUGCUCAAUUUAUGACGAAUUUAAUUAGUUUUGGUUUUAGGAUUUUAUUGAUGUCAUUAAAUAUAUGUGUUACAUUUACAAAAUUGCUAAAAAAUAUAUAUGAUAUAUUUAUUAAUUUAUAGUAGAAGCAAAAAUCUCAGUACAAAAUUAUUUUAAAAAUGACUGAUCCGAUUUAUUUUCACUAUUAUAUGAGCUUGACUUUAAAUCGUGUGGUUGUUUAUUACAAAGAAUAAAUUUACAAAAAUUAAUAGAAUUAAUAAACAAAACAAUCUUUAUAAUUACAAUCCAUGAAGGUUCUUUGGUACAGUACAUGAUAAAUCAAGAACUGAUAAGCAAUCUACAGUAAAUGUAGUCAGGAUCACACACAACCAUCAGGUUUUUUUACCUGUAAAAAAAAAAGAUUAAUUAGGAAUGAUAUGAUCUUGAAAAUAUACAGGAACCUAGAACGUAAAUGUAUAUAGCUACCUCACAUGUAACUAUAUUUUAUUUUAUAAUUCCUAAAUGCUAGAAUUAAGGAAUCGUUGAAGUAGACAUUGUUAAGUCUAGGUAGAUAGAUAUCUUUUUAACAUCAUUUUAUUUCAGCCUUUCUACCUCUUGUUUCUUAUUCUUAAGUAUCUAUGAUCGUUAAAGACAGUUUUAUUUUUUUAAUGAUUUUACUUAUUUUAUGCAUAAAAAUAUAUUUCUAGUUAAACCAUGUUCCAUAAAAUACAUGAACCAUUAUGUUUAUUGAAAUUUAAAAAAUAUAUAUAUUAUAAUUGAAAAGUGCAAUUGAUUAUUAGUUAUUUAAUUUUUGCUAUUCAUUAUGUAUGGUACAAAGUCAUAUUAUGUAAAUAAUAAGAAUUUAUGUUUUAAAAUAGUUUAGGCAUGAUUGUGAAGUUAAAAUCUAAAAGAAACAUUAAGGUGCUUUAAUUGUCUUUUCAAAUAAAUUAUUUGUUGUAUGUUCAAAUUUAAAUACGUAAAAAUGUAUAACCAGAUGUAAAUUAUUGUUAAUUAGUUGGUUUACUUUCUUUCUCUUGUUAUGUAAUGUCGUACGAAUUAAAUGUUAAAAAUAAACACUCACUUUUUUAUAAAUAUUUUAUUUAUUAUCCUCCAAACUUUCUGAGAGUAAAAUGAAAUGAGCAACAGCAGAUACUCUCUUAUUUGA